Molecule: messenger RNA, 318 nt
Organism: Colletotrichum graminicola M1.001
Lineage: Eukaryota; Fungi; Ascomycota; Sordariomycetes; Glomerellales; Glomerellaceae
Exons: 1
Coding region: 1-318 (105 amino acids)
Source: RefSeq, a predicted model, not a curated record
AUGGCUCACAAUGGCCACGGCGGAAUUUUAACGACGAAACAAACGAAGAAGAAAAAAGAGAGAAAAAAAAGAAUUUCAUCAUUUAGCAAUCGGAGUUUUCAUCCUACGGCGUUCAUUAUCGACUGCAAGGGACGACCAUUAUCGACUGCAAGGGACGACCAAGACAUAGAUUAUCGCUCACGGGACAUGACGGGAUCGGACAAACAAGAACUUUUGAUAUACGGUUUAAUUCAGACGGGCCCGGAGAGAGAACAUACACGGCAUUUUCUCGACGACUCGUUACCUUUAUUUCACCAUUGCCAUCAGCGGGCUGCAUGA